Phycomyces blakesleeanus NRRL 1555(-) is the source of this 1317-nucleotide messenger RNA. RefSeq lists its product as hypothetical. Gene Ontology annotation, molecular function: protein binding. Lineage: Eukaryota; Fungi; Mucoromycota; Mucoromycetes; Mucorales; Phycomycetaceae. The record is from RefSeq and is a predicted model, not a curated record. The transcript is spliced from 2 exons. The annotation marks the transcript as partial.
AAGCAAUUGCUAAUUACAGAACUACUGGGUUGUUGCGACAAUCAGCUCCUCAGUCAGAUCCAUACCCUAAUUGCACCAAAGCUCAAGGUUGAUUUCUUGAGACAAUUGCCUAGUGAGAUUGCAUUCCAAAUACUAUCCUUUGUAGACCCACCUACACUGGCCCAGUGUGACAAAGUGUCGGGUUAUUGGCACUCACUUCUUCAGGACGACACGACAUGGAAAUCGCUGUGUUUGAAACAUCAUUAUUGUCAUCGUUUCCCGGUCCUUCAGUCCAUGUCCUUCAGAAACCAUUUCAUCCGCCGCUACAAGAUAGAGCAUGCUUGGGCGCAAGAUACUGGAAGCAUAGUCCACUGCCCAAACGAUAUCGGAUCUGGAUUGGUGACGUCGCUUCAGAUGGACGACAAAUUUAUAGUCGUAGGCUGUGACAACCGCCGUAUCGAGGUCUAUGACAGCACCAACGGAAAGUUCAUUCGUACUCUUCGUGGCCAUGAAGGGGGUGUGUGGGCACUUCAGUUCAUACAGCUAGAAAAUGGAAAACACCGGCUGAUCUCUGGUGGUUGUGACAGACAGGUCCGAGUGUGGGAUCUUCCAAAUGGUUGUCCACUACAUGUCCUCAGAGGUCAUACCUCCACAAUCCGAUGUCUAAAGGUUCGCGACUCCAAGAUCGCCGUUACGGGCUCGCGAGACACCACUCUGCGGAUUUGGGACAUAGAGCACGGGACACUAAAGCAUGUCUGCACUGGCCAUCAGGCAAGUGUUCGUUGCCUAGAGGUACAUGGAAACUUGGUGGCAUCUGGAUCCUAUGAUGCAACUGCACGUCUUUGGGAUAUAGAAACUGGUGAAUGUAUCUUUGUUCUCUCUGGGCAUCACUCUCAAAUUUAUGCCAUCGCAUUUGAUGGUAUACGCAUUGUAACAGGCUCUCUUGAUUCCAAUAUCCGUAUAUGGUGUGCACAAACUGGAAAAUGCAUCGCAUUCCUCCAAGGACAUACUUCCCUUGUAGGACAUCUCCAACUCCUCAAACCUAUAACACCUUCAGACUUACCUUUGCUUGUAAGCGGCGCAUCCGAUGGUUGCUUGCGUGUCUGGAACCUUGAGACGAAUGAAUGCAUACACAGGAUUUCAGCCCACGACAACUCUAUUACAUGCCUCCAAGUUGAAGGGAAACGCAUCCUCAGUGGCGGUAGCGAUGGUCAAGUCAAACUAUGGGAUAUCGACACUGGUCAUCUUUUAAGACCAUUUACUCUCCCUGGAAAGAGCGUGUGGCGCCUUCAGUUCAACGAUACAAAAGCUGUUGUUAUUCUCCAGCGACGUUCUCAA